UUUCUCCCUCUCAGAACCUUCCUGCUGCCGCGUUCGGACCUCUCUGCUCCAGCCUCCCGGGCGCGUUCCAUCGUCGCCGCCUGCGAUCCGCAGAGACAAAAAUUGUAUAUCGUUCUUUUACCCCGCACACACCUGAGGCGAGGAAAACAAAAAAAGUAAUAUUAAAUUUUCACCAUGAGAGAAAUCGUGCAUAUCCAGGCUGGUCAGUGUGGCAACCAGAUCGGUGCCAAGUUCUGGGAGGUGAUCAGUGAUGAACACGGAAUCGACCCCACCGGCACCUACCACGGGGACAGCGACCUGCAGCUGGACCGCAUCUCUGUGUACUACAAUGAAGCCACAGGUGGGAAAUAUGUUCCUCGUGCUAUCCUGGUGGAUCUAGAACCUGGGACCAUGGACUCUGUUCGCUCAGGUCCUUUUGGCCAAAUCUUCAGACCAGACAACUUUGUCUUUGGUCAGUCUGGGGCAGGCAACAACUGGGCUAAAGGCCAUUAUACAGAAGGGGCUGAGCUGGUCGACUCUGUCCUGGAUGUGGUGCGGAAGGAGGCUGAGAGCUGUGACUGCCUGCAGGGCUUUCAGCUGACCCACUCACUUGGUGGAGGCACAGGCUCUGGAAUGGGCACGCUGCUCAUCAGCAAGAUCCGUGAAGAGUAUCCUGACCGCAUCAUGAACACCUUCAGUGUGGUGCCCUCCCCCAAAGUCUCCGACACCGUGGUUGAGCCCUACAACGCCACCCUUUCUGUCCACCAGUUGGUAGAGAACACCGAUGAGACCUAUUGCAUUGAUAAUGAGGCCCUCUAUGAUAUCUGCUUCCGCACCCUCAAGCUGACCACACCAACCUACGGAGACCUGAAUCACCUUGUCUCAGCCACUAUGAGCGGUGUCACUACCUGCCUCCGCUUCCCAGGCCAGCUCAACGCCGACCUCCGCAAGCUGGCAGUCAACAUGGUACCCUUCCCACGUCUCCACUUCUUCAUGCCUGGUUUUGCCCCGCUAACCAGCCGUGGUAGCCAACAGUACCGGGCCCUCACUGUGCCUGAGCUCACCCAGCAGGUCUUCGAUGCCAAGAACAUGAUGGCUGCCUGUGACCCCCGCCAUGGCCGAUACCUCACUGUGGCUGCCGUCUUCCGUGGGCGGAUGUCCAUGAAGGAGGUAGAUGAGCAGAUGCUUAACGUACAGAAUAAGAAUAGCAGCUACUUCGUGGAAUGGAUCCCCAACAAUGUCAAGACGGCUGUCUGUGACAUCCCACCCCGUGGCCUCAAGAUGGCAGUCACUUUCAUCGGCAACAGCACCGCCAUCCAGGAGCUCUUCAAACGCAUCUCAGAGCAGUUCACUGCCAUGUUCCGUCGGAAGGCUUUCCUCCACUGGUACACAGGUGAGGGCAUGGACGAGAUGGAGUUCACCGAGGCUGAGAGCAACAUGAACGACCUCGUCUCCGAGUACCAGCAGUACCAGGAUGCCACCGCAGAAGAGGAGGAGGAUUUCGGUGAGGAGGCCGAAGAGGAGGCGUAAGGCCGAGCACCAUUACCUCAGGCUUCUCAGCUUCUUCAGCCUUCUUCAUCAACUGCCCCUUUCCUCUCCCUCAGAAUUUGCAUUUUCUGCCUUUCCCCACCCCUUGAGGAGGUUCUAGAACAGUGCCUGGCACACAGUAGGCGCUCAAUAAAUAUUUGUUGUUUGUUGAA
Messenger RNA from Orycteropus afer afer, 1679 nucleotides. It is a transcript of the gene TUBB, whose product is annotated as tubulin beta class I. The record is from RefSeq and is a predicted model, not a curated record. Gene Ontology annotation, molecular function: GTPase activity; structural constituent of cytoskeleton; GTP binding. NCBI's taxonomy places the organism in Eukaryota, Metazoa, Chordata, Mammalia, Tubulidentata, Orycteropodidae. Gene Ontology annotation, biological process: mitotic cell cycle; microtubule cytoskeleton organization. Gene Ontology annotation, cellular component: cytoplasm; microtubule.